AUGUCGACCAUGACCCUUCCCCCGAUUGACCCGCUAGCCUCGCAAGCGUUCGUCGACGAGGCCGGCGCGCCUGCCACGCUUCCCGAUGUCGGCGACGGCGGCGAGCAGAGCAAGCUCAAGGUUCUCAUGGGCCUGCUCAAGAACCCUCGCGCCGCUCGCCCUGGUUGCACCCUUAGGCUUGAGACUGACAGCAGGCUCGUCGGCGUCAAGGACGUUGCCACCCUCCGUCUCUCUCUCCCCGCGUCGCUGCUGGAGCCCAUCCCGAAUCUCGAGUACUGGCAGUAUGCGGACCGAGCCGACGUCUUCGCUGCGAUCGGCGACGCCGACGACGAGUUCGGACGGAUGCUGGGCGUGCUGCGAUUCCUGUUCUCGAAGGACCUCAAAUUUGUGCGCGCGCGCCUCGGCAAGCCUUACAACUCUGCGCUGGGCGAGCACUUCCGCUGCGCGUGGCGCGUGCCACCUUUACACCUUGACAAGCGCGGCGAGCCCAUCGUGCGCACCCACAUCCACGUACCGCUACCGAACGAGCCGGCUUACGGAGGGCAAGGUGGCUCGGGCUGGUCAACACCAGUGCUCGCGCCGGAGAACGGAGGCUUCAGCUCCGAGGUCUCGUCCCUUAAGAGCUCGCCGGGGCUCAUGGCCCGCAAGGACAAGCUGACGGCACCGAGCCAGGCUAGCUUCGACAUGAGCGCCCUUCGCCAGGCUAUCCCGGGACCUGGCGACGAGAUCCUUCCUCGCGAACCAGAUGCGGGCGUGAAGGACAGCGAGAAGACGACAGUUGUCUUCCUUUGCGAGCAAACCAGCCAUCAUCCCCCAGUCUCAACGUAUUACUACGGAUGUCCAGAGAAGGGCAUCGAGGCUGUUGGCGUUGACCAGAUUGUUGCCAAGGUUUCCUUCCCUUCAAUCCGCCUCGGCCCCGGACCUCAGAACAAGGGCAUCUUCAUUCGGAUCACCCGUCCCGGCCCUGGACAAGGGGAGGAGUACCAGAUCACGCACCCCGACGCGCAGGUGAACGGCAUCCUGAAGGGAAGCUACUACGGCACUAUGAGCGAUGUCGUCAGCGUGACUGUGCGCGGUGGCGAGGAGAAGACAAAACUCCGCACGCUGAUCGAGUACAAAGAGGAGAGCUGGCUAGGCAAGCCGCGCUUCGCGCUCGAGGGCGUCAUCUAUCGCUCCACUGAGGAAGAGGGCGAGGAGUACAAGAAGAUCAAGUCUGUGCCGAGCGAUAAGGUCGUCGCGCACCUCGAAGGCAACUGGAUGCGCCAGAUCAAGUACAGGAUGAAAGGGGAGAAGGAGUGGAAGAUCCUGCUGAAUCUCGACGAACUUGCGUUAAUCCCGAAGCUUGUUCGGCCACUCUCUGAGCAAGAUGCCCAAGAAAGCCGCAAGCUCUGGGAUCCCGUGACGAGCAAUCUGAUUGCGAAGAACUGGGGCGAGGCGACAAAACAGAAGCAGGUCAUCGAGCAGCGACAGCGUGAUAAGGCGGCGGCUAUGAAGGCGAAGGGCGAGACGUGA
Messenger RNA from Trichosporon asahii var. asahii CBS 2479, 1512 nucleotides. RefSeq lists its product as uncharacterized. The record is from RefSeq and is a predicted model, not a curated record. Gene Ontology annotation, cellular component: intracellular membrane-bounded organelle; cytosol; membrane. Gene Ontology annotation, biological process: endocytosis; maintenance of cell polarity; exocytosis. The coding region runs from base 1 to 1512 and encodes 503 amino acids. Lineage: Eukaryota; Fungi; Basidiomycota; Tremellomycetes; Trichosporonales; Trichosporonaceae. The transcript has 5 exons. Gene Ontology annotation, molecular function: sterol binding.